AUGAGCGACGACGUCGUGCGCGUUCAUCUCCGCACGCGUCCUCGCCGCCGCAGUCGCAGCAGCAAUGCGGUAUUGAGCACGUUACCUUCUGCAUCUUCUCCUACUGCUGCUACUGGCAAUAUGCGCGCUGAUCGCAGUGCAAGCUAUGAAGAAGCGCCGCAUACGUCGCUCUUGUCUCGCGACGUCGUCGAGCUCCGACGUUGUACGUCAGCAGAAGCCAUUGUAGGCAGCUCAAGACGUCUCAGUCGCUCAGGAUUUUACCCAUUCGGCCAAAAUGUUCAAGAAAGCGCUUCGCAUCAAUUGCACAAGAGCACGGGUCCGCGGUUUCAUGCGGGCGCAAGCGCUCCGGCGUCUUCUUCCGCAUCACUGCGGGGCCACGCAAGCUUCUCGAUGGACGAUGUGAAAUCAGCCAAUGAGUCGCUGGAUGAAGACAGUGUUUGUGGUGUUGAUUUUGAUGCUGCUGAUGGUGGUGGUGGUAGAGCGACGAGUUUGGAGGAUCGAAAUACCGUGGCUGAUGGUGGACGACUUACAAGGAAUAUGCUGGGAGAUUCUACUAAUGGGAGGAAGAGCAGUGGUACUGAAAGGUUUCGAAGAGCUUCGUCGCUGGACGCAAGUCCGCCGUUACCUCCAGACAGCACGAUAUCGGCAGAGGAAGUGAUUCGUGAGAGCUUGGCGAGUGCACUGAACUCGUCGUUGUAUACGGACAAGGAUGAUUUUCGAUUGCCCCAUCAACGACGGUCGCAUGCAGUGGGUAAUGGGACGUUUACAUUCAUUGAUCGGGAUUCGUUUGCCAUGUCAAAGCGAUCGCGGGACAGUUUAGCCUUCUCGUUCUCGAGUCGUAGUACGUUUCGACGGAGUACUAUAUCGGAGUUGAUGCUGUAUGAGACGGAUCUGUUUGAACCGGAGCGUGAGCUGAGUGCUCGAGAGCUUUCUGAAGUGCUGAGCGGGUCAGAUGACGAUGUCAAUGCUUACGAAGUUACGAGUAUAAAGGAGGAAGAGGAGGGUAUCAAGCUCGAGAAUGCCAAGUCUCGCUGGGCACAGCACGUCAAAUUAAAGGCACGGGGUUUUCUGAAUGCAACAGUAGCUGGCAGCAAACAUGGAACAUCUAGCGAAAGCAGCGGUGGUGGUGACAUGACACCGACUGCGCCAACGUCGGCAGAGAUCUGGGCGAACAAGCAGAAGCAGAUACUCGCGCAAAUAAGUAAUGGUAGUGGAUACGCUGUGCUCUCUUCGUCUACAAACCGUCAUUCUUUGCUGCCCCCGCUACCGUCGUUUGGACCAGCAGCACAUGGUGGCGCCAAGUUUCAGAAGUGGAACCGAUGGAUGCAUGAUCGAUAUCAGCACAAUUUCGGCAAAGUAAUACAGCGUGCCUAUAAGGACGGAGUUCUGCAACGGGAGCAACAGCAAUUUGCGUUUCCACCACACCAGCCGAUUCCUGACCCAACUACUCUUAUUUCCAUUGAAGAAGUCAUCAGCAACCCACGAAUGAUGCGCUACUAUGCCGCAUGGCUUUCUGAUCCUGCGGAUCAGAGUAAGUUGUUCUUCCUCUGUUCAUUUGAGGAGUAUCGUCAAUUUUGGUGUACGUUGCGUGCUAACAACCAGCGACAGCCUCUUGCGAAAGACGAUGUGCUAAUGUUACGCACGUACGGUGUCAAGAUCGCGAUGAAGUAUCUGGCGAAAAAUGCCCAGUUUCCGAUCAAUGGUCCUGCUAGUGCUGACACCGUAGAGGAUGGCAGUGACGAGCCACCGCUUGUGGAACCUAACAGGUUGCGCUCCAUCAAACGCGAUCUAGCGGCCGGGGGUGAAGAUGCACUUCGCACGUUUGAUGAUGUUGCCGUGAAAGUGAAACGAUUACUAAUGUUUAAGUUUCCUGAGUUUCGUAAAACGGAGCUUUAUGCUGAGAUGCAGAAGACAGUGGAGCGUGAAGUCAUUUGCCUUGAGGACAUACUGAUGAACCACCGGUUUGGUAACUUUUUCUGGAUUUUUUUGUUCCCGCACAACUACCACCGCGAGAUUGCAUUGUGGCUGGAUGUCGAAUACGAGUUUAAACCGGCGUUUCGCAUAUAUAUGUCGAUGCUCAAGGCUAGCAGCAGUUCUCGAAGUGCUGCAUCAUCUAGUAGCAACCAGCGCCGCGAGCGCAUUGAGCAGUCCGCGUACCGCUGCAGGAGGUUGCUCAAGUACAUUUCGCAAAAAUACUAUGCUGGAGACGCUGAAAUGCAGACUUUGUCGCGCACACUGGUGACAUCCUGUGCUCGGCUUCAGGCAGAGCAAGACGCGAUCUUGACAAGAUUUAGUCUCAUUCAUCUGGAGUUGUAUCAUCGCUUUCUGACAAGCCGUGCUUACGCUGAAUUCUCGCUAUAUCCAAAACUAUCGUCUGAAGACGAGAAAGACUCUAUCGAUGAUUUCAUGCGACUCUCGGCCCUGCUGUUGAGUUAUGGUUUGCGUGCACAUCAUUGGGCUGGUGGCAGCUCAAGCUCUUCGUCGUCGCCGUCCAGUACGCGCGAAGCUGAUGCAACAACACCGAAGAAGAAAACUCUUGACUCACUGCGUACAGCGCAAAGCUUUGACGCUGUGUCGGGCGUGCUCACUUUCGAAGCUGUAUCUGUGCCGCUGAUGGAUGAAGAAGCAGAAUAUGGCGCUGACAACGGCGGUGGAUUUGAAGACCCGAUCGAACUGCACAUUGUACAGCAUCAGCUGCCGCAUGACCCAGCAAUACACGUUGUGGACAAAUCAAUCGAGAAUUUCCUUGUUCCUUGGUGUGCAGACCCUAGGCAUGUGGUUGUUACAGCUUCGUCUUGUCCAGCACCUCUUGCGUUCAACUUUCGCAUGGGCGACAGUAGUGCUGGCGCCUCGGCUGCUGAGUUCUUUGCGGCUUGCAUUGUUUUGUACAAACCAGCACCACCAUUAUCGCGGCGGGUACUGGAGACAUCCCGAAUAGCUAUUUCAAGUAGUUGCCGAUGGGUGCCUUACGGAGUAUGUGUGUUGUCAAAGUUUCCAAUGGUGGAUCUCCUGCGAGAGCGUCUUGCAGAAGCGUACGAGUACAUUCUUGAGCUGGAGACUAUCGCUGCUGCUACUACUCCAAACAUUGACGCCGACAGCUCAACGACAAUCCGAAAUGGUGGACAAGGUUUUCAGCUGGACAAGAGGGUGCUUGCCAAGUUAACCCGAGCUGUCUCAAAGGAACACAUUUCACAAUACCACAAACCAUCACCAUUGCCGGAGUCCCCGCUACUCGAAUCCUCCGGCUUGGUUCCGAAAGCCACAGCCGCAUCACUGCUUGCAUCUCUUCCACGUUUGGACCACUCUGUCCGUCUACUGUUCGACACGUUGGAUGUGUCCACCGUUCUCCUUGUCUUCACUGCGGCCUUAUUGGAGAAUCGGAUUUUGCUGGUGUCCUCGUAUUUAUCAGUGCUCAUGAAGGUUGCGGAAUCUCUGCGAGCACUCAUGCACCCCCUGUCCUGGCCUCACGUGUACCUUCCUGUUCUUCCACGUCGAAUGCUACAGUAUCUCGAGUGUCCGACGCCUUUCAUCUUCGGUGCUGAAAAGCAAGCACUGGACGACGCGCAACACCAAGUUAUUGAGGAGGGUGGUGAUGAUCUUUUUGCCGGAGCCGGUGAGGAGUUGUUGGUUGUGGACUUGGACAAGGGGGCUGUUUUACGUGGAGAAGUACCCUGUGCUCUUCCCGAUAGUGUACGCUUUGGUCUGCGCGACGCACUUUAUGAGUGUCUGAAACCAAACGUGAGUCGCAGUGACCAUGUGUUUGCACAUCACUUCCCGAGUAAGCCUCUGGUGUUUCCGGAGAUUGCCGUCCGGGGGCUGUUCUUACGGACUAUCAAUAAGCUGAUCGGCGACUUUGGCUACCAUCGAUACGUUUGGACGGAUGAGUUCGCGCGUAAGCGGACUGUCUUCUUUGACGAGGCCAGCUACCUCGCGGCUUCCACACCUGAGAUGCGCGACUUCCGAAUACUGUUUAUUGCUACGCAGGCCUUUUCCGAAUUCAUGGUCACACAUCACGGCUUCGAGGAACAACCAGGCCAGUCCAAAAUCACUUCGGGGCCCUUCGGAUCGUCUUCCUCGACAUCGUCUACGACGUCUUCUUCCUCGGUGUCAUCCCUGCCCCAGUAA
Messenger RNA from Peronospora matthiolae, 4125 nucleotides. The record is from the annotation of a GenBank genome assembly. NCBI's taxonomy places the organism in Eukaryota, Oomycota, Peronosporomycetes, Peronosporales, Peronosporaceae.